ACAUCCAUCAGCAGCCAGCAGGACAUGUGCUCAAGCCGCGACAGGAGAAAGCAAGAGAAACAACAGCAGGGACGGCGAGCGGAUGGCCGCGACCCGCGAUCGCACGGGGUUUCCAACCCGGCCUCCCCAAAAGCGUGCGCCCACGGCCGGCCCGGAGCGAGCUGGCCUGACGACACGUGUACAACGUGGCCUUCCCUUCCCCUCCCCUCGCGCUCGCGUCGCCUGUGUCUGCGCCUGCCCUCUCCUCCGUCCGCCGCUCCCGUCGCUUCGGGCACCUUGUCGUCGUCUAUAAGUAGGAGGCCAUGGAGGAGGGAGGGGAGCAGGGCAGCAGGCUCCUCCGCCGAUUCGCCACCCCUCCGCUCCCCCGCGCCUCCGCCUACCGACGCCUAGGGCUCCGCCUCGCGUCGCGGUGGAGGCGGCCAGCAUCGCGCCGCCGCCCGCCCCUCAUCGCCGAUGGCGGGACCUAAUAAAGCCCCGUUUAGUGGAGUGGCUGAGGAUUUCAAAGGAAGAGCAGCUUGUUACAAACGAGACUGGAACAAUGGAUUCCGUUCUGGUUUCAGGAUAUUGGCACCUACACUCUACAUAUUCUUUGCAUCUGCCGUUCCUGUAAUAGCCUUUGGGGAGCAAUUGAGUAAAGAUACAGAUGGCGCACUGACCACAGUUGAGGCAUUAGCAUCAACUGCUAUUUGUGGAAUCAUACAUUCAAUAAUAGGUGGACAGCCACUAUUAAUUGUGGGAGUUGCAGAGCCGACUAUUAUUAUGUAUUCUUAUAUCUACAAUUUUGCAAAAAGUCAGCCGAAUCUGGGAGAGAAAAUGUUUCUUCCAUGGGCUGGAUGGGUUUGCAUCUGGACUGCCGUUAUGCUGUUCCUCAUGGCAAUGUUUAACACUGCAGUUAUUCUAAACAAAUUUACAAGGUUUUCAGGAGAACUUUUUGGAAUGUUGAUCACAAUUCUGUUCAUGCAACAGGCGAUCAAAGGGAUGGUGGGUGAAUUCAGUGUCCCUGAGGGUAAUGACGAAAGUCAACCGAUAUUCCAGUUCCAAUGGCUAUAUGUUAACGGUCUGCUUGGAGUUAUCUUUUCAAUGGGCGUACUAUAUACUUCAUUAGCCAGCACGGAGGCAAGAUCAUCUCUAUACGGAACUGGGUGGCAAAGGAGCUUAAUUGCUGACUAUGGUGUUCCACUGAUGGUCAUACUGUGGACAGCACUAUCGUAUUCAUUGCCAAGCAAGAUCCCUUCAGGAGUCCCUAGGAGGCUUUUCACCCCACUUCCUUGGGAACCCAAGUCACUCCAGCAUUGGACAGUAGCAAAGGAUCUUUUGUCUGUCCCUCCAGCAUAUAUAUUUCUGGCUAUUGUGCCUGCUGCGAUGGUUGCAGGGCUCUAUUUCUUUGAUCACAGUGUAGCUUCACAGAUGGCUCAGCAGAAGGAAUUUAACUUGAAGAACCCAUCAGCCUACCAUUAUGACAUUUUGGUCCUGAGCUUGACGACCUUGAUCUGUGGUCUUCUUGGCAUUCCUCCAUCUAAUGGAGUGCUUCCUCAGUCCCCCAUGCACACAAGAAGCCUUGCUGUCCUCAAGCGGCAGUUGAUUCGCAAAAAGAUGGUCCAAACUGCCCAGGAGGGGAUGAUGAACAAUGCUACCAGUUCAGAAGUUUAUGGCAAGAUGCAAGAGGUUUUCAUAAAAAUGGACCAUGGAGGCGACUCUGUUUCUGCCAGCAACGAGCUGAAGGACUUGAAGGAUGCCAUUAUUCCAGAGGGGGAUGGAGCAGGGAAAGUGCCUGAAGCAUUUGAUCCUCAGAAGCAUGUGGAUUCUUACUUGCCUGUCCGGGUGAAAGAGCAGAGAGUAAGCAAUCUGUUACAGUCCCUGUUGGUUGGUGGUUGUAUCGGAGUUACGCCGCUCAUUCGGAGGAUACCAACUUCAGUCCUUUGGGGUUACUUUGCCUAUAUGUCCAUCGACAGUGUUCCUGGGAACCAGUUCUGGGAGAGGAUACAACUUAUGUUUGUCACACCUCAAAGGCGCUACAAGGUUCUUGAAGGUGCACAUGCAUCCUUCGUGGAGUCGGUGCCUUUCAACAUAAUAUUUGCCUUCACGCUUUUCCAGCUAAUUUAUCUCUUGCUCGUCUUUGGGAUGACAUGGAUACCAAUGGCAGGAAUCCUCUUCCCACUGCUCUUCUUUUUUCUCAUUGUCAUCAGGCAGCAUUUCAUUCCAAAGUAUUUCGAUCCCGCCCACCUGAGGGAAUUAGAUGCAGCAGAGUACGAAGAACUUGUGGGUUUCACCCCUGAUCCUUCAGAGGGCGGCGAUGAGUCUGUUCGCAGCAGAGAUGCCCAGCCUGAAUACGCUUCAGAGAUACUGGAGGAAUUCACGACACACCGUGGAGAGUUGAAGCGCAGGAACUCGAGCUUCCGCGACGGGAGGCUACUUCAGCUUAACUCGGUCAGGAUGACAAGAGAGUUUUCCCGGACUUUGUCGAGGGCUCCAACGCAAAGGCAAAAGCAUUGAGAAAAAGAUUAAAAAAGAGAGGAAAAGUGAGGCUUGUGUACUAGUCAUGUGCAGCAGAGAUGGGAGGGAGGGGAUACACAAAAGGUGAGAAAAGGGGUAGAAUGAUUUGCAUAUAUUUACCGUGAUAUGUGCAUUGCUACUAACAGAAAGGGUAAAAAUACGGACAGGGUUUUAACUGUCAAUGCUGUCGUCUGCUAUUGCUGUGCCAGCCUUUGCCGUUGUUUGGAUACGACCUACAUGUGAGCAGAGGGAGAGGGGAUGGGCCUGGUUGUUAGCGUGCGCUCCUCCGUCCACUCGAUCGAUGAUGAAUGAGCAUUUGCGUUUUGUAUGGAGAAAGAUCCCUCCGGAUGCAUUUACUCAU
Molecule: messenger RNA, 2854 nt
Organism: Panicum hallii
Lineage: Eukaryota; Viridiplantae; Streptophyta; Magnoliopsida; Poales; Poaceae
Product: boron transporter 4-like
Exons: 14
Coding region: 454-2493 (679 amino acids)
Biological process (GO): monoatomic anion transport; transmembrane transport; monoatomic ion homeostasis
Cellular component (GO): plasma membrane
Molecular function (GO): solute:inorganic anion antiporter activity
Source: RefSeq, a predicted model, not a curated record